Messenger RNA from Acanthopagrus latus (yellowfin seabream), 2131 nucleotides. RefSeq names its product testis-specific gene A8 protein-like. Gene Ontology annotation, biological process: G protein-coupled receptor signaling pathway; monocyte chemotaxis; neutrophil chemotaxis. NCBI's taxonomy places the organism in Eukaryota, Metazoa, Chordata, Actinopteri, Spariformes, Sparidae. The record is from RefSeq and is a predicted model, not a curated record. Gene Ontology annotation, cellular component: extracellular region. The coding region runs from base 229 to 1095 and encodes 288 amino acids. Gene Ontology annotation, molecular function: chemokine activity; CCR chemokine receptor binding. The transcript is spliced from 3 exons.
AAGAGACGAGAUCAAAACUUGAACCAUCAGAGAGACGGCGAGAACUUGACUAAUUGGUAAAGCCAUGAAGAUAUGCGCACAGCUGCCUGAGCACGUCUAAGUUUGAUUCAGCGCUCUGAUAACAACCUCCAAGGGGUGAAUUAUCAUCUGCGGCCGACUUGGAUACCUUUGUGCUGAGACAUAUCCCACACAGCCGUUGAAGGACAAAGUCAAGGUGUAAUCCUGAGGAUGAACGUCAGCCUGGUGUUUGCCACUCUUCUCUGCCUCACCGUAUGGAAGAGCUGCGUCCAUGCAAUUCAUACGCCGCUGGUAAACUGUUGCAGGAUUUCCAACACCAAAAUCUCACUGACAAGAAUUGCAAAUUAUACCCUUCAGUUCGAAGGCGUCUGUCCAAUCGCAGCCAUACGGUUUGAGACGAUGCGUGGGAAAAUAAUUUGCUCCGAUCCGAACGAUGGCUGGGCAAAAAAAGCCAAGGCCAAGGUGGACAAGGACGAGGAGAACAGAAAAAAAGCAUUGCAAGAGCACGGACAGACCAAAGAGGGAUCUACAAACGGUGUCACCCCAGCAGCAAAGGUCACACCAGCAGCAGAGGCCACACCGGCAGCUGAGGUAGUCCCGGCAGCAGAGGCCACACCAGCAGCAGAGGUAGCCUCACCUGCAGAGGCCACAUCAGCAGCAGAGGCCACAUCAGCAGCAGAGGUCACACCAGCAGCAGAGGCCACACCAGCAGCAGAGGCCACACCAGCAGCAGAGGCCACACCAGCAGCAGAGGUAGCCUCAGCAGCAGAGGUAGCCUCAGCUGCAGAGGCCACACCGGCAGCAGAGGUAGCCUCAGCUGCAGAGGCCACACCGGCAGCAGAGGUAGCCUCAGCAGCAGAGGUAGCCUCAGCAGCAGAGGUAGCCUCAGCAGCAGAGGCCACACCGGCAGCAGAGGUAGCCUCAGCAGCAGAGGUAUCCCCGGCAGCAGAGGCCACCGUGUCAAAAAAGGCCACUAUGCCAAAAAAAGCACCGCAGAAGGGACGCUGGACAAGAAGGAGGCUGCUGGGGAGGAGAUCCAGGAAAUGGAGGAAGAGGCAGCUGAGAAGACGCGGCUGAGGAAUCACAACACCAAUGAGAGUUUCCGCUGUCAGCGAACUUUACUUUUUCCAAUUGGACUUUUCCUGCUGCACUGCUUCAAGAGUUUACAAAUAUGAGACAAAGUCAGGCUUUUAUAUAUUAUUCAGUUGAAGAUUAAAUAUGCAAUAUAUAUUUAAAAACAUAUGUUACCCCGUACCUCGUUAUCUUAGAUGUUCAUUAGAUUAAUUGUUUUUUCUUCUUCCAGUCGGUUGCCAAUAAAAUCUUUGAAAGAAAAUCAAAUGUAAACGUGCUUUUGUUAUGAACAAGAGGAACAAACACCGAAACUGAUCUGGUUGUAGUAGGCUGACACACACACGCAUAUAAAAAGAAACAACACGGGUUCUCACAACCUGUCUGAAUGUUUUCACGCUCAGCGCAAAUAACAAAUGUACAGAAAGGAAAACCAACACAAGAUAACAGAUAACAAAUCUAGACAAAGAUGAAGGUCAGAGAUACUGCGGCUCUGUGCAACGGAGGGGCGCAAACAGGAAAACAGCUGGAAAGACAAACACACAGAGUCUAUAUAUAAAGUUCAAAAGCUAACUAGUUGGGUUAGUGGCUUUACUGUGGAAGAAGUGCAAAUAAUAAAUGAUAUAUCACAUGUGCAGUGGUGGCUAUCCGUAUAUUCAUUGACCGACUUGAGAGACUGCUUUCUAAGAAACACUAUGUCAUAUUAACACCGGUCGCUGCACGGUUACUGUAUCUUAUAGAAAGUGUUUCACAAUGUCAAAUAGCUGGUCUCACUACUGUCCACCAACAAGGGAUGUGUACAAGUCCUGGAACAGAGCAGUUCGAUAUCAUGAACCGUGAAAGUCUGAUCUGCCAGGUGGCCCUGCAGCUCAGUUGGUGGAGUGUGAGUCUCAUGUACAGGUGCCGCGUCCUCACCACGGCGGCCCAUGAAUCCUAUCCGAUGUGUUUAGCCCUUUGCCUCAUGUCAUUCCCCCUCUCUCUCUUUCCAAUUCUUGCCAACUCUUAACCUGUCCCGUCCAAUACAGCCAUGGAAAAAUGCCAAAUU